Molecule: messenger RNA, 1288 nt
Organism: Rubroshorea leprosula
Lineage: Eukaryota; Viridiplantae; Streptophyta; Magnoliopsida; Malvales; Dipterocarpaceae
Source: the annotation of a GenBank genome assembly
GCCAAUCCAAGCCAACGUCUCUUCCGCCCACCCGAAGUCCUUCCUUUUCAAUUCAAUUCUAUUUCUUCUUCUGUCACUCUGCGGAUACGGUGCACGCUUCCAGCGCCAAUCCAAACUAACGUCUCCUCCGCCCACCCGAAGUCCUUCCUUUUCAAUUCAAUUCUCUUUCUUUUUCUGUCACCCUGCAGAUAUGGCGCACGCUUCCAAUACCCAUCUUAGUAUUCCAAUAAAUUCAUUAAAAUCCAGUCUUUCAAUGGCUUCUCUAACGUCAAUUUCUCAUUCCCGGUUACCCUUUAGCAAACACCAGUUGAAAAAAACAGAGACCCCCAAUUCUGCCUCUUGUUUCUUUCCCAAGAAUCCACCCCGUUUGUUGUUUCAAUCGAUUAAGUUUACCAAAAUGCCUCAGAGGGGUGGUGUUGUUAUAUCGGCUAUGGCGGCUGUGGAGAAGUCGAGAAAUAGGUAUCCCGGAGAGGCCAAGGGAUUUGUGGAGGAGAUGAGGUUUGUGGCAAUGAGGAUGCAUACAAGGGAGCAGGCCAAGGAGGGCGAGAAGGAGGUGAAGGAGCCUGAAGAGCGAACAGUUACCAAGUGGGAGCCUUCUAUUGAUGGGUACCUGCGGUUUCUUGUGGAUAGCAAGCUGGUGUAUGAUACGCUUGAGGGGAUUAUUGAAAAGGCUGCUUUUCCUAAUUAUGUUGAGUUCAAAAACACAGGAUUGGAAAGGUCUGAAAAUUUAUCUAAGGAUUUGGUCUGGUUCACAGAACAAGGUAAUGUCAUUCCGGAACCAUCCUAUCCUGGUUGUAACUAUGCAGAGUAUCUUAAAGAAUUGUCAGAGAAGGAUCCUCAAGCAUUUGUAUGUCACUUCUACAACAUAUAUUUUGCGCACUCAGCUGGGGGUCGUAUGAUUGGGAAGAAGGUAGCUGAGAAGAUACUUAACAACAGAGAGUUGGAAUUUUAUAAAUGGGAUGGUGAGCUAUCCCUGCUUUUGCAAAAUGUUAGGGAUAAGCUGAAUAAGGUUACUGAGAGCUGGACAAGAGAGGAGAAGAACCAUUGUUUGGAAGAAACUGAGAAGUCAUUCAAGUAUUCAGGAGAGAUCCUCCGACAAAUAUUGUCAUGAUGCGCAUAGCUAUCUUGUUGUGAUAUUUUUUAGGAUAUGUUGCAAGCAAAGAUGACAUCUGCAUUUAUAUACCUUUUCCUUUUCCUUUAAAGCGACCAACUUCUUUGAAGCAUGAGAUGCUUUCACUGUCCUUAAUCAGAACUCAUUCAAGGAGUUUAAUAAAUCACAAACAUUUAU